Molecule: messenger RNA, 3301 nt
Organism: Megalopta genalis
Lineage: Eukaryota; Metazoa; Arthropoda; Insecta; Hymenoptera; Halictidae
Gene: Nrk
Product: Neurospecific receptor kinase
Biological process (GO): cell surface receptor protein tyrosine kinase signaling pathway; protein phosphorylation; multicellular organism development
Cellular component (GO): signaling receptor complex; plasma membrane
Molecular function (GO): Wnt-protein binding; ATP binding; transmembrane receptor protein tyrosine kinase activity
Source: RefSeq, a predicted model, not a curated record
UGGCCUAGUUCCAAAUUUCCCUCAGAUUAGCAGCCACUCAGGCUCGUUACAAAACGAGCAAAUUUGCCGUUUGUUCGUCGCGUAUCGGCAUUGUAAAUAAAACGGAAUGCUCGGCCGUGUACUGGUUUAUCAUACGCGUGAUAAGGAAGAAGAAUUUUUCUUAGGCUAGCUCGGAUGAUUGUUACCGUGCAACGACGUGUGUCCCAAAUCAUCGUUACCCCCAUUGACAUUAUUUUUGUUGAGUUAUCGUGCUGGGCCCCAUUGAAAACAGUUUGAAAAAUUACAAUCGAUAAUUGUAAUAUUCAUUUGGCGAUUGUCAAAUAAGACUUUGCGUGAUCAUCCGUGUAGAAUGGAGCGUAACAAUCGGUUCUACAUCAAAAGAUAUUUAACUUACACUACGGAUCCGAUGCAAUUCAAUGUAAAUUAAACGGGCAUCGGUGUUGGCGUGCUUUCUUAUGCAGCGAUCUCUCACUUUAAACAUGUGAUAUUUUCUUGUUGGCCUUACUUCGACGCAACACGUUUAAAUAAUGGUGUUCUGGAUCUUUUCUCUGAUAGCAAUCAUUUUGCAUUUCAGUUCCGCUCAGACCAAACCAGAAUCCGAUGGUUAUUGUCUCCCCUAUAGGGGAAAGAUCUGCAAAAAGUAUCUAGAUGGUAUCGGGAAAGUAUGGUUCAACGACUCCAACAUUAAUCCUGGAGGAUUCCUGAAUGAACAGAUUACCACAAAUUUGUGGAAGGAGUUGAUAGAGAAGCUUCAAGAACCAUGUCGUUCUGCCGCAGAGAAAAUGCUGUGCAUGUAUGCCUUUCCGCAAUGCCACAACUCGGUUGGGCUGCCAUUAUGUUACGAAGAUUGCAUGGCAGUACGUCAUCAGUUCUGCUUUAACGAUUGGGCAAUGAUAGAAGACAACAAGCAAAGGAAGAUUUAUAUCAGAUCAAGGGGACAUUUUACACUUCCAGAAUGCGAAUCACUGCCAAAAGUAGUCAAAGGGAAAGUCACUUGUUCGCACAUUCAUUUGACUGAUAUGAACGAAGAGCUUGUUACAUAUGAUUGUGUCAAGGGCAAUGGCAGGUUUUAUAUGGGCAAAGUAAAUACGACAAAGUUUGGUUUAGACUGUCAGGCAUGGAGUGCACAAAUACCCCAUAAUCACGACAGACCACCGGACGUCUUCCCACAAAUUCGUGACGGCGAGAACUACUGUAGAAAUGCCGGUGGAGAGGAACCAAUGCCAUGGUGCUUCACCAUGGAUCCUGCAAGACGGUGGCAACAUUGUGAUAUUCCUAUAUGCGAUAAAGUAACUAGUAAAGUACUGGAUGUCGACCCAAAAGACUUAACAAUGACUACACUGUUUACCCCAAUGUUUAUACUAAUACUGUCCUCAUUGGGAUUUGUAAUUAUAGUCGGAACCGUAUUGUCGAUUGUUUUGAGUCACAGGCUUCACAAACGACACCAAGGAUACAACCCAACAAAUAACCAGUAUAUAACCAUCGAUCUGGACAAACUGCCGAGCAACAACGCGUAUCACAAGACAAGUGCCCAGCUGAAUCCGAAACUAGAGAAGCUGGAAUUCCCAAGGAACAAUGUUAUCUAUGAGCGAGACUUAGGCCAAGGUGCUUUCGGCAGAGUAUUCCAGGCGAAGGCACCCGGGUUGGUCCCAGGCGAGGAGUUCACAAACGUUGCUGUCAAGAUGCUCAAGGAUGAGGCAUCGGAGGACCUGCUAAAGGAUUUCGAGCGCGAGGCUUGUCUUUUAGCUGAAUUCGAUCACCCUAACAUUGUGAAAUUGCUGGGCGUUUGUGCGCUAGGACGGCCAAUGUGCUUGCUGUUCGAGUACAUGGGACGUGGUGACCUAAACGAGUUCUUGCGGUCCUGUUCACCCGGUAAUUACAUUAUCCGAAGCUUGGAAAGGGACGAACAUUUCACGGACUCGCGUCUGUCGCACAUGGACUUGAUCAACAUCGCGCUGCAAGUAGCUUCCGGUAUGGUGUACCUGUCCGACCGGAAGUUCGUUCAUAGGGAUCUCGCCACGCGCAACUGUUUGAUCAACGACCAAAUGAUCGUGAAGAUUGCCGACUUCGGGCUGUCACAGAAAAUUUAUCUGCAGGAUUACUACAAAGGGGACGAGCAGGAUGCGAUCCCCGUCAGAUGGAUGCCUCUAGAGAGCAUAUUGUACAACAAAUACACCGUCGAGUCCGACGUAUGGGCGUUUGCGGUGUGCUUAUGGGAGAUAUUUAGUUUCGCUCUUCAGCCUUACUAUGGGAUGACCCACGAGGAAGUUGUAAAGUAUAUUAAGGAAGGAAACGUACUUCAAUGUCCGGAGCACACACCCUCGGCGAUCUAUGAUUUAAUGAAACUGUGCUGGAACAGGAGACCAUCGGACCGACCAGCGUUCAGAACCAUUUACAACACGUUGGACACCAUAAAACACAAUUUAGAAGCGGAGAACAAGUCGGACAGCGUGCCGCUGCGUAUUCACGUUUGAACCUGAUAAUAAUUUGUACUAAAUAGGAACUCUAUGAUCCUAGAGAAUUAGCAAAUAAGUGAUAUUUAUGCAAAGGUAACGGUAAGUGAAUGGUAAAUCGUACCUACGUGUUGCGCGUAACUGCCUUUGUUAUGUUUGUUGCGUAGCCUCGUCGAACGAACUGACUGAAAUGUUUAUAAAAAGCGUUUGAUAUUAGUAGCCAUUGUGUUUUACAACAUUGAAUAUUCGAGUAAAACAAGGGCACAAAUUCAUUUACCUAUUUUUUUUUAGUUUUUUGCUUGUAAAUACAUCACGUUACAUUGAAUAUUUUGUUUUUAGAAUGACUUUUUUUCUCGUUUUUUUAAAGACUACAACGAAAGUCUAUCUAAAUUGUUUCUAGACCACAUUCCUAAGCGAAUGGAGUAAGAUGAUAUUUGGAACGUUUCCAGUACUCUACUGCUAAUUUAUGUUUAUCCAUAAUUUAUUUAUAUGCGUGUUUAAACUAUUUUGUAUCGAUUUUACAUGAACUUUUGUAUUACGUUUACAUCUAUUGUGAUUUCACGCAUUCCGUCAACGAAUUUUACAACAUUACACGUACUGCCAGUGAGGAUACUGAUGAUGAAGCAUACUGAGAUAAAGAUUUCUGUGGUAACAUAAUACCGAUAGAUACAAUGUUUCUUGUGUAAGUAGUAAGCAGACUGCCGAUUUUUAUACGCCGUAAAAAAAUCAUUUAUUUAUAAUUGAUAUCAGCAGGCUAUCAGUUUCAUCGUAUUUAUGAACAAAAUUGUCAUUGAUAUUUCUUGAAUCACAAAAAAAUGAGACUUUAUAUUAUAUUUUUACAAAUUUUA